This is a messenger RNA of Fusarium redolens, 1590 nucleotides long. RefSeq lists its product as uncharacterized. The record is from RefSeq and is a predicted model, not a curated record. The transcript has a single exon. Bases 204 to 1406 code for a protein of 400 amino acids. NCBI's taxonomy places the organism in Eukaryota, Fungi, Ascomycota, Sordariomycetes, Hypocreales, Nectriaceae.
UAUCCAACAAACCACUCACCCCGUACCUUGCGCAAUCUUAUGCCCCCCGAUGAAACAAACGUAAUUUAACUUUGGACGGCCUGUUAACCGAUGAAGAUAAACAAAAGCGCCGUAAACAUCCUAGCGCACUUGGCCAUACAAGUCCUUCCGGGCGGAAUGAAUUUAUGCAUUUAUUGACCGCCUGUUCACACUGGGAAUUUUGCAUGCCCUCGUUCAUCGUUUCACGGUGGACCAAAAUGGAAGAUGAAUCUUCAGUGCUGACGACUACUCUUUCGUCAGAUCCAAGCCGCGGACAACUCUCCAGGAAAGGUGACAAAACAUGUCAGCCUCCUCAUACUUCGGCUGAUGUCUCAGCCCGACAACCGUCGCCGCCUGACGACUCAGCGAGACAUCUCUAUGAAUUCAACUACUUCGCAAAAUUACCCGCAGAAGUCCGAAGCGAGAUUUGGAACCUGGCGUUCUCUCUAUCUUCACCUCGAAUAUACAUUCCGUACGCACGCCGAAUAGAAGGAAGUGGGAGGCAGUAUCCUCACUAUCGACACGACUUGCCAGGACUUAUGGUCUUGAGCAACGAAGUCCGGGAAAUCACCAUCAGAAAUCGAAAACUUUCCCUCAUAUCGGGCAGGUAUGACGUCUGUAACUCGAAAUAUGUCAAACGCAUAUAUGACUGGGCUGAUCCAAAACGCGAUUUACUCUAUAUCUAUAUCGAUCUCCAUUGGGACAUCCAGGGUCAUUUUUCUUAUAUCGAGAACGUCUUUGAAACUGUAAUUCUCUGUCCAAAGAACAUCGGGAAUGCGCUCCAUCUAGAGGAACUGUCUCGCUGGUCUACAACACUAUCUCAUUCUUAUUCCUCAGAAUCGGGCACAUCAUAUUCAUCAAAGGUCAAAGAACUACAACUCGUUUGCCGAUCAUACAACCUCCCAAUCUCUAGGUUUUCGGUCGGAACCCAGAACGACUUUUUAGUCUUAGAUCUUGAUAAGGAGAAUGAUGUAGUCUGGUUUUUAGCAUUACGGAACCGUUUUCCAAAGUGCGACAUUCCUUGGAAUGUUAUUGAGAAUGAUUUUCGUCGAGAAAGAAACCUUGAUUGGCAACUUGGAGUACUUAACGAUUGGAGUACAGGAGUAAAGGAGCUCGAGGGUCAAUAUCAUAUUCGCCUUGGCGAUGCCGACAGCAAAGACAUGCGACAUCUUCCUCUGCCAACGGAUGUGCAAGUGGAUGUUUUGGAUAUUGUUAAUGAUACUUGGGUUGAUACAGAUGGCAUUUCGGAUAAUUUACAUGGUUAUUUUUGGUUCAUGUUGCCGUGGGUGGAUUAUGCGACUUUGGUCAGUCAAGUUUGGGCCUCAUCCAUCGGCGUAGCAACAUUUCCCAAGGUACGACGGGUUGUACAAUUUCAUCUGGAAGGUUAAGACACACGAUUGACAGCUUCAGAACUGAAAUAAUGUAUACAGUUUUAGAUAAGUUUCACAAAGCUGCUGUCAAGUCAAUUGAUCAGAUUAGGACCUAAAUCCGAUAUGAACUGACAAUUUGCCUUCUGUAUCUGAUAUGGUUAAUAUAUGAUUGAUGCAUAAUAUAUCAUACGUCAUGCAAAGC